Nycticebus coucang (slow loris) is the source of this 2429-nucleotide messenger RNA. It is a transcript of the gene ZNF286A, whose product is annotated as zinc finger protein 286A. Gene Ontology annotation, molecular function: RNA polymerase II cis-regulatory region sequence-specific DNA binding; DNA-binding transcription factor activity, RNA polymerase II-specific. Bases 409 to 2178 code for a protein of 589 amino acids. The record is from RefSeq and is a predicted model, not a curated record. Lineage: Eukaryota; Metazoa; Chordata; Mammalia; Primates; Lorisidae. Gene Ontology annotation, biological process: regulation of transcription by RNA polymerase II. The transcript has 6 exons.
GUGGUGGUGGCCUGAACUAAGGGGGGAUGGAGAGAGAUGAAAAAACUGGAGAGGUAAGAAAUAUAAUAAAUAGGAUUUGGUGAUAAAUUGUGAGAAACAGAGUUGAGAAUAUUCGUACAUCAGCGUGAUUUCAGCACCAUCCUGAAGGCACUAGCUUAGACAAAGCUCGAAGACCAGCACAGACAGUCUCUGCGAGAGCUACUCCAGCCCCUCCCCUCUCCGGGGUUAGACACAAGAGAUGCGCCUCGUAAUCUCGCGAGGUCCUCUCGCGGGUCUUCCAGUUCUCCCAACGCGUCACGCGAGCUCCCACCUGCUGGGAAACGGCGCUGGGAGACGCCCAGAGGCUUCUGGGAAUCAUAGUUCCGAGCGGAAUGAGGCCCGCCAGUCAGCGGCCGCUCCUUCUUACGCAUGCGCGACUCCGAGCCGGCCCAAGAAGUUAGCAGCCUUUGUCAGGCUGGGAUGGUAGGCUCCAGCGCCAGGCGGGCUCCACGGAGAGCAAGACCUGACCGAGACUUACCGGCAGAGCUCCCAGGGGACUUCUUACUAGUCUGCCCAGAGAGGUCGAACUGGGGUGAAGAGCAAGAUCUUCAGGACAAGGAGGAGGUAGUGAUCAUGGAGACGAAUUUGGCCCAAGUGCCAGAGAAAAGAGCUCUGUCUUCCCAAGAUUCUCCCCUUUCCCCAGAGGAGAGCCCAGGAGAGGGAGAAGCAGCAGCUCUGUGCCUCACAGCCAGAUCCCAGGAAACAGUGACAUUUAAGGAUGUGGCCAUGGACUUUACACCAGAGGAGUGGGGGAAGCUGGAUCCUAUACAAAGGGAUGUGAUGCUGGAGAACUAUAGGAACCUGGUCUCGCUUUGGCUUCCAGUUUCAAAAUCUGAGAAUUACAGUUUGGAAAAUGGAAAGGAACCAUUGAAGCUUGAGAGAAGAGCCCCCAAAAGUAUCUGUUCAGACGUGGAGGCUAGACCCAAGAGCAAGGAUUCAGCUUCAAUGCAGGAUUUUUCCAAAGAAGAGUCAUGCCAGGUUGCAUUUAUAGACAGACUGACAAAGAAGAGUGUCUAUGACUCCAACUUUGAAACAGCUGUUGAAUGUGAAAAUUGGUUAGAGAAUCAGCAAGGAAAUCAGGAAAGACAUUUGAGGGAAAUGCUUGCUCAUGUGAAUUCACUCCCUGAAGAAGGAGAUCAUAAGCAUGAUGUAUACUGGAAGAACUUCAGUCAGAAAUCUGUCCUUGUGACUGACCCCAGAACUCCCAAAGGAUCCUGUGCCUUUCAUUCACUUGAAAAAAGAUUGAAACAGAAAUCAAACUUAAUAAAAAUGCAGAGGACUUGUAAAGAGAAAAAGCCUCAUAAAUGUAAUGAUUGUGGUGAACUCUUCACCUACCAUUCAGUGCUCAUUCGACACCAGAGAGUCCAUACUGGAGAGAAACCAUAUACCUGUGAUGAAUGUGGAAAAUCUUUUAGCCACAGAGCUAAUUUAACUAAACAUCAGAGAACUCAUACUAGAAUUCUCUUUGAGUGCAGUGAAUGCAAGAAAACCUUCACAGAAAGCUCAUCCCUUGCAAUACAUCAGAGAAUUCACAUUGGAGAGAGACCUUAUGAAUGCAGUGAGUGUGGGAAGGGUUUUAACCGAAGUACACAUCUUGUGCAGCAUCAGUUGAUUCAUACUGGAGUGAAGCCUUAUGAAUGUAAUGAAUGUGAUAAAGCUUUCAUUCAUUCCUCAGCACUCAUUAAACAUCAAAGAACUCAUACUGGAGAGAAACCUUAUAAAUGUCAAGAAUGUGGAAAAGCCUUUAGCCAUUGCUCAUCCCUAACUAAGCAUCAGAGAAUUCAUACUGGAGAAAAGCCAUAUGAAUGUAGUGAAUGUGGAAAAACUUUCAGUCAGAGUACACAUCUUGUUCAGCAUCAGAGAAUUCAUACUGGAGAAAAACCCUAUAAGUGUAAUGAAUGUGGGAAAACCUUUAGUCGGAGUUCAAAUUUUGCUAAGCAUCAAAGAAUUCAUAUUGGAAAGAAGCCCUAUAAAUGUAAUGAAUGUGGGAAAGCCUUCAUUCAUUCAUCAGCUCUCAUUCAACAUCAGAGAACUCAUACUGGAGAGAAGCCCUUUAGAUGUAGUGAGUGUGGGAAAAGCUUUAAGUGCAGUUCAUCCCUCAUCAGACAUCAAAGAAUUCAUGCUGAAGAGCAACCCUAAAAAAGGUUACUGAAUGUGAAGAAAUGUAAGUUUGUUUUAUCAGUAAAUACCUGAGUUUUUGGUGGAAGAUCCAUAUUACAGACGUGUGGGUCUGUUCUCUACAUCUAAUUUUAUUUGCAUAAGUUUUGAGUCAUUGACUUCCUUAUUCUAUUAAUUUAAUAAUUAUCAAAAUUUUAAGCUAGAGAUUCCCAAAUUUUAAUCCCCAACCUCUCAAAUAGGUAUUCACAGAAACUGAAGAAAUCCUUGUGUGU